Equus quagga is the source of this 3460-nucleotide messenger RNA. It is a transcript of the gene GLRB, whose product is annotated as glycine receptor beta. The coding region runs from base 249 to 1742 and encodes 497 amino acids. Gene Ontology annotation, biological process: signal transduction; nervous system process; chloride transmembrane transport. Gene Ontology annotation, molecular function: extracellularly glycine-gated chloride channel activity; neurotransmitter receptor activity; transmembrane signaling receptor activity. Gene Ontology annotation, cellular component: postsynaptic membrane; neuron projection; synapse. The record is from RefSeq and is a predicted model, not a curated record. The transcript is spliced from 10 exons. Lineage: Eukaryota; Metazoa; Chordata; Mammalia; Perissodactyla; Equidae.
GGUCCCGGUCCCCGCAGCGGCCCCGAGCCGGGCUGCGGACGCCGGGCAGCGGCGCGUCACGGCGCAGGCUCCGCGGCCGGAGCAGGCGCGUGAGCCGAGCUCGGGGUGGCGCGGGCGGCGGGGACGCAGCUGCCCCCGCUGCACCCCCAGCUGCCACCGCCGUCUGGGCCCCGAGCCGCUGCCUUCUCGCCCGGCGGCUGCGGGCGGGGGCGCCUCGGGAUCAAUCUUCUGAAAUUUAACUUUUCAAGAUGAAGUUUUUAUUGGCGAUUGCUUUUUUUAUUUUAAUUUCCUUGUGGGUUGAAGAAGCCUGUUCUAAAGAGAAGUCUUCAAAGAAAGGGAAGGGGAAAAAGAAGCAGUAUCUAUGUCCAUCCCAGCAGUCUGCAGAGGACCUUGCACGAGUACCCGCCAACUCCACUAGCAAUAUCUUGAAUAGGCUACUGGUCAGUUAUGAUCCCAGGAUCAGACCAAAUUUCAAAGGCAUUCCUGUUGAUGUGGUAGUCAACAUUUUUAUCAACAGCUUUGGAUCCAUUCAAGAGACAACAAUGGACUAUAGAGUUAACAUCUUCCUGAGACAAAAAUGGAACGAUCCCAGGCUGAAGCUCCCCAGUGAUUUUCGGGGCUCAGAUGCACUGACAGUGGAUCCCACAAUGUACAAGUGUCUAUGGAAACCUGAUUUAUUUUUUGCAAAUGAAAAAAGUGCUAAUUUUCAUGAUGUAACCCAGGAAAAUAUCCUCCUCUUUAUUUUUCGAGAUGGAGAUGUCCUUGUCAGCAUGAGGUUAUCUAUUACUCUUUCAUGCCCUUUGGACUUGACCUUGUUUCCCAUGGAUACACAACGUUGCAAGAUGCAACUUGAGAGCUUUGGUUACACAACUGAUGAUUUACGAUUUAUCUGGCAGUCAGGGGAUCCUGUUCAGUUAGAAAAAAUUGCCUUGCCUCAAUUUGAUAUUAAAAAGGAGGAUAUUGAAUAUGGUAACUGUACAAAAUACUACAAAGGCACUGGGUACUACACGUGUGUGGAAGUCAUCUUCACCCUAAGGAGACAGGUCGGGUUUUACAUGAUGGGUGUUUAUGCCCCGACCCUGCUGAUUGUGGUUCUCUCCUGGCUUUCCUUCUGGAUCAACCCGGACGCAAGUGCUGCCAGAGUGCCCCUGGGUAUCUUCUCAGUUCUCAGCUUGGCCUCUGAGUGCACAACCCUUGCUGCUGAACUUCCCAAAGUGUCGUACGUGAAGGCUCUUGACGUAUGGCUCAUUGCUUGUCUUCUCUUUGGGUUUGCUUCCCUGGUGGAGUAUGCUGUCGUCCAGGUGAUGUUGAAUAACCCCAAACGAGUUGAAGCAGAAAAAGCCAGAAUUGCUAAGGCUGAGCAAGCAGAUGGGAAAGGUGGAAAUGUGGCUAAAAAGAAUACUGUGAAUGGUACAGGGACCCCUGUUCACAUCAGCACUUUGCAGGUUGGAGAAACCAGAUGCAAAAAGGUUUGUACUUCUAAGUCUGAUCUGAGAUCUAAUGACUUCAGCAUUGUUGGAAGCUUACCAAGAGAUUUUGAAUUAUCCAAUUACGACUGCUAUGGAAAACCUAUUGAAGUCAACAAUGGACUUGGGAAAUCUCAGGCAAAGAACAACAAGAAGCCACCCCCUGCCAAACCUGUCAUUCCAACAGCAGCAAAACGAAUUGAUCUUUAUGCAAGAGCUUUGUUUCCAUUCUGCUUCUUGUUCUUCAACGUUAUAUAUUGGUCUAUAUAUUUAUGAUACAUCUUUUCCAGUUGUAUGAAAUAAAACCCCAUUUCAUCAUGACCAACGUCAUUCAUAAAUGCCAAUCUGUGAAAAUCUUUGCAUUUUCCUAGCAAUAUACUGCAUUUGGAUGCCAUUUGAUUGUAAUAAAAAUGUGGCACCUUAAUUUUGAAUGGCAGCAUGAUCCUGUAACGUCUGUGCUCUAAUAAUGAUGUAUAUAUGUAUAGCGAACUUAUUGCUUUAGGAAUAAAUGAAGGAUAAGCAUACUACAAAAUAUAAAUACAAACAAUUCUCUUCAGUAAGUGUAAAUUACAAAUACUUCAGAUAAUUCUGAUAAUAAAAUGAUGUGCACGCUGAAUCCUGUUAUGACCAUUCUAAUGGAUGUAGUAUUUGAAUUGUCCUUCAUUGUAACUUUCAGAGAAAGCCAUCUUAUUCUUGUAUAACUUUAGAUGAUAUAUCACAGAUUAAGCAAAAUUAUAUUGCAUAUUGUCUAAGCUUUGUAAGUAGAAAUAUAUCAGUUAUAAUUAUGUGGGCUCUGUGGAGAAAUAAAGUUGAAAAAUUACUAAUUUGUAAAAUCAGCUCAUUUUAAAAUGUGCCCGUGUUGUCAAAAUGGCAGAUGAUUAAACACAGUAAGCAUUUGUGAAACAUGGGGAAAUCUGGAUUUACAUAAAUUCAUACUGAAUUCUGGCUUCUGAUAAAAUAAAGGAUAGAUACAUUGAUUAAAUGUUUCUGAUAAAAGAAAUUCUACUUAAACCAGCUUAAAACUUAAAUAUAUUUUCGUGGACUUCAUUUUGUUGAUACAGAGUAUACAAAAUCAUUGUGCCUUAAAAAGACUCAUACAAAUUUUAAAUUGGAAUAUAGUAAUGGUUAUGUGAUUUCACAUCAUUUUUAAGAAACCAAGAGGAAAAUACCUUGUCACUAGAAGUAACUUGAGUUGGAAAAAAAAAAAUCGUAAUUAUUAAAGGAUUCUAACUUCUUUAUUAAAAUGCUUACAUAUUUUUAAGUAAAAUUAAAAUAUUUUUCAGAAUUCAUUUAUUUUUUUCUUAUUUAUCUGAAUAUUUUUUGGAUUUGUUAAAGAACAUUUAAAGACUAAGGAAAUAUCUUUGUAUAUGCUAGGCCUCACUUCUACUUGUGUUUUCUUUCUUGCUAGACGUCUAGACUACUUAGAUUUACUUACUUUGAUCUUGUUCCAUCCUGACAAUAUGCACUUUCUGGUCUAUAAGGCUCUCAUUACCUAGCAAUAUCACAGCCAAUGUACCUUUUUAUUUUUGCCAGAGCUGAAAUGAGAACUAUCAGUAAUUAAUGGAACAUGAACAUAAGACCAAAUAAGUAUAUUUAUAUUAUUUGGCGAGUUUUGUUGCAGCUAAGAGUUUGUAUUGUCAAUACAAUAAUAAAAUAUGUUUAAAUAUUUAUGCAAAUUGCCAUAUGUAAGUCAAUGCUAUUUUAUUGAAGACUUUAAUUUUGAAAGAUUCUCAGUGAUUAUCAAAUUUUGUAAAAAUGAGUUGUAAUCUAGUCCUCUGUAGUCCUUCAGCACCCUCUAGUUGCCAAAUCUUAGCCAUCUGAAUAGUUUAAAUGCCACAAAUAACCCUAUUGAUGGACUUCAAUAUCCUGCCAGGACCAGGCCAAUCACAUUUUAAUGGAAAUGUGGUGGGAAAAAGAUGUCCUGAAUAGGACUUAAACCAUUAAAAAUUUUUAUUUAUAAUAAUUACAUUUGCCAAUAAUCUGUUUCCUUUAUU